GUGCUUGUGAGCCAGUCGUUUGGUGAUCUCUUCACGCCCCUCCUCACCUUUUGCCUCUCUUUGCUUCGCUCUUGUUCUUUCAUUCUUCUCGACGCACCGCACAGACUGGCUGCUGUUUGGUGGUUGUCUGCUCUCUUCUUUCUCUGAUUCUCCAUCUUUUUCUUCUCCAUAUACUACAGAGUGUGUGUUUCAAACUGCUCUAGUCCUCUCAUUUCCUCUUGUUUCCUUCUUCAAUCUAUACAGGCUCGGCACGCACGCACGCAACAGCUUGGCCCCCUGCUACGACUUCCUUUUCUUUGCAGUUUCUUUUUUUGUUAUAUCUUGGCUGGUUGUACCACGCCGUUUUCCUCGACUUCACCUUGCUUGCCCUCUGCAACAUCCCAGCGUACCCUUCCAAGCCCGCGCCGCAAAAUCGUUACCACCCUGAGCAACAAUCAAAAAUAAAACUGUCCACUGUAACACUGUUCGACUCGGCUUAUCUACCAUUGGGCUCUCUCGCACCAGUGUCUUCUUGAUCUUGCUCUUUUCUUCGCUCUUGUCCACCAACACACGUCAACGUCAUUUUCUCUGCAACGCCUCUCUCCCAGGAUCUAAUCACCAUCACCACCGUCUCGCAUCAGUCUGUGACGCAAAGCCUCCUUCUCGGCUGCCUCACCCGGUCACCCAAUCUUCCGUGACUCGUUCUUUAGCCGACUGAGACCUCCGCAUUGCUGUGUGGCUACUCACCAGCCCAGAGGCAAGACAUUCCAUCGCCGCCAAGUGGAUAAUCCCAGCUCCCGACCUCCCCUUUGUUCCUAGACAUUUCAGCAUUCCGGUCCGGUUCCCCUCUCAGUACCUUUCCGACGCGCCGCUGCAGCUCCGACCGACUUCUGCAUCUUUCAUCUUACCUCCGAAACUCAUUAAUCUGCAACUUGCCUAUCCGCGACCCGCCUUGUACUCCUUGAGCGGCCGAAACAUUUACUCCCUUUAUUGGGCGAGCCACUAUUACCUGCCGUCGACAGCUUGAGCCGAAAUCCCCAGAGCUCUCUCACCUCAUUCACGGUAAACUCAGCGCAACAGUACUGUGUUUCAACACUGUCGACUUAAUCACAGUAUCUGGGUGCCACCAGUUGCUGUUAUCGAGGACCAUCAAGACCGAUUCCAACCAUUUUUCUUCGUACUACGAUUCUUCCAUAAUGCACCGUUAUAUUCACCUCUAAAAAUUUCAUCACCCGACUUACUACGCUACUUAUUCUGAGCGUCUGAGCUCCUUAAGAAUAAGCAGCUUCCUCCCCAACACUCUGGAGGAAGAGCUAACUCAGUUUUUUACCAACUUAUCAUUUUAUUAACCGGCGAGAAAUCUCGCAAUCCCAUCUUCAAAAUGCAUAUUCAGCGCGGGCCCGCUGCUACAAAUAUCGUCGUCCCGACACGGAUCGUGGACGUACGGAUAAACCCUACAACGCAAGUGGUCGCACAAACGACGACGGCAGCAGUCGACUACUCACAUUCGUUAGUUGGAGUCAAUCAAGAAUUGAACCUCAUCUUUCAAGAUGUACUGUGGGUGAUGCUGGGUAUCAUGGGCACUGUUAUCCUCGUUAUUCGGAUAAUGGAGAUUCUCUGGGCCAAACUGCGACAAGUAUCCGCCAUGUCCGUGCCACGAGAGAAGCAGACUUACUGGAAGAUAUCACAAUGGAGCUGGAUGCCUGGUGCCAAGCAGCAUCUCAUCUACGCCCCCUUGUGGAAGAAACGCCAUAACCGUGAAUUCCGCUUAUCCAGUGCCAUCAAUGUCGGAACACUGCCGUCACGUCUACACUUCACUAUUCUCACCGUCUACCUUCUCAACAAUAUUAUUUACAUGUUUCUCCUCAACUGGGGUGCCAAGGACAAGAUGGCUUUUUACGCAGACCUUCGUGGCAGAGCCGGCGUCUUGGCCGUUGUCAACAUGAUGCCUUUGAUCAUUAUGGCCGGCCGAAACAACCCGCUUAUUGUUCUGCUAAAGAUUAGCUUUGACACAUAUAACCUGCUUCACAGAUGGCUCGGACGCCUAGUCGUUAUCGAGACGUGCCUACAUGCCUUUGCUUGGUGGCGAGUCGCCAUGCACAAUGGUGGCUGGCAGCGAGUGCAGUCGACCCUGGAUGGCGACUUCUUCUACCUUUCGGGCCUCAUUGGCACAGUGUCAUUCAUCCUUCUUCUUAUCUUGUGUGUCUCACCUCUGCGACACGCCUUUUAUGAAACCUUCCUCAACAUCCACAUUCUCCUCGCUUUCAUUGCGGUAGCCUGCACAUGGAUUCACCUUGGCAUCCAUGGUCUGGCACAAUUGCCCGUCAUCAUGGCCAUUGCCUUCCUGUGGUUCUUUGACCGAUUCUUCCGAUUUGUUCGCUUGGCAUACGCCAACUGGUCCGACAAGGGAGUCACCGAAGCCCUUGUUGAGGCCAUGCCAUGCGAGGCGACUAGAGUUACCGUUCGAUUGCCAAGAUACAUGGCAAUCAAGCCUGGAACCCACGCAUACCUCCGAUUCUGGGGAGUCAAUGCUUGGGAGAGCCAUCCCUUCUCCAUUGCCUGGGUUGAGCACGAGACGAAGGCUUCGACGCUGCCUGUAGCCGAGAAGGAGCCCCUAAACGCCAUUGAUCGAGCCAACGCCUACACAUCGGUGUCUUUUAUUAUCGGCGCACAAACUGGUCUCACCCGCAAGCUCUUCGAUAAGGCUACCCGAUCCGUGCACGGCAUCCGCCUCAAGGCUGCCUUUGAAGGCCCAUACGCCGGCCACCACAACCUUGACUCGUACGGCCAUCUGGUUCUGUUUGCAGGUUCGACUGGUAUCACGCAUCAAAUCUCCUACCUACGCCAUUUAUUAGAGGGAUACAACGCCGGCACGGUAGCGACCCGAAAGAUUACCCUCGUCUGGACGAUACGCGAGUACGAAUCGCUCGAAUGGGUCCGCCCGUACAUGGACACGAUUCUACGAAUCCCGAACCGCAAAGACCUUCUCCGCAUUCAAGUUUUUGUCACCCGACCCCAAAACCCGCGAGAUAUUGUUUCGUCGAGUAGCACGGUCAAGAUGUUCCCAGGUCGACCCAAUGUCCGCUUGCUCCUCGUCAAGGAGGUGCAGGAGCAAGUUGGUGCCAUGGCCGUCACUGUUUGUGGACCGGGUGGUUUGGCAGAUGACGUCCGCGCCGCUGUGCGUGCAGUUCAGGGCGCCAGUGUCAUCGACUUUAUCGAGGAAAGCUUUACAUGGUAAAGCAACAAAGUCUUUUUGACGCGGGCCGGGUGGCCGCGCAGAGACAGGAGCAUACAGAGAACCUGAGCAGCGAUGCCAGUCCCUAUGCCAUGUACAUUUACAAUAUACCCUUUUGAUUUCUCUAGUGUUUUUUUAGAGCGAAAAAACACGAUGGCAUUUGGCAGUCAUCUUUGCAAAACCCUUUUUAUUACAUUUAUUUCUAGCCUUUGCUCAUAACACUAUGAGUCAGAUGGCAUUUGGUCUAAAUAUACUGCCCUUUUCACCAUAAGCAUAGCAUAGCAUAGCAUCGCACGCGAACGGAAUAGACGGAAGUGAGAUUUUUAACUUGACAAGUACUUGUGUAUCAUGAAACGUGACUUUGCUAUUGUCUAAUAUUCUAAAUGCUCGCUAUGCCAAAAAAAAAAAGCAAAAGUUCUCUAUAGAUUUGAAAGGGUGGACAUGAUUAGCUUGCCGCAAUGGCAACAGGGGCCGGCGUUUCAGUCACUUCCAGGCCAGCAUCCAGUCCACUGCCAACCAAGCCGUCCAAUCCUCUGAAACCUUCCUCCACGCUCCAAGAACGGCCCUUCUCCAGGGGACCACCCAGGAAUGUGCAUGCGUUGCCAACGACCAGAAGACCGGGAGGACGGCUGCCCUCCUGCUCGAUGGCUUGCGCAACAUGGGCGAGGGUGGUACGGAUUACCCGCUGAUCGGGACAGCUUGCGCGCUCAAUGACAGCACAGGGCGUAGAAAGCGGCCAAAGAGCUCUGGUAAGUUGCUUCUUCUCGACAGGCUCUUCUUGGCCCUCGACAGGCUCGAGCUCAACAAGUGUUGUGAGCUCCUUGACAAGGCCGGUGAUGCGGUGGAGGGCCAUGAGGAAGACGACGGUGCGCGUGGGCACAAACUCGGGAGGGACUGGAGCGGCACCCUUUUUACCUGUGCCAGUGCAGAUGAGGACUUGGUCGGCAACAUCGCGCUGUGUUGAUGGGAUGCCGCUGAAGAGAGGCGCCGAGAGGGCGGAUGUAAUGCCUGGUAGCACGGAGACUCGGUGGCCGAGCCCGCGCUCCUGGAAGAAGGCAACCUCUUCGCCGCCGCGGCCGUAGAUGAAGGGAUCUCCCUGCUUGAGUCGCAAGACUGUCUUGCCGGCUUGGACACCCUCGAGAGCUGAUGACAGGAGCUCUUCCUGGGCCUUUUCGGCGUUGCCCGGGAACUUGCGCGCAAUGUGGACUGGUGUGCGGCGUGGGAUGAGUUCGAGCACGCCAGCCGGGACUAAUUUAUCGGCCAAGAUGAUAUCAGCGGUCAAGAUGGCCUUGUGUGUCGCGCGGGUGAGUAGGUCGGGGUGGCCAGGUCCGCUACCCGCCAGGAUGAGGCGACCAGGACCAGAUGUGGAUGAGGGAGAAGUCGGUGAUGGCGCGGUGUAUGAGGCGAACAGAGAUUCGAUAUCGGCAUCUGUAAUGGAGGCGAGCUUGCUCAGCGGCCAGUAUUCACAGACUUGGCUGAGCCAGCGCAUGCGUCGGGUCUUUGCGUCUGCGUCGGAGACGAGCUUGUUGAACUGGGCGUCUUGGCCGGUCGCCUCGUCAAGCGAGGUAUGCGACGAGGAUGCCUCGCCAUCGGUAUCGAUGAUUUUGCGUCGCAGGUUGCCGAGACGAGCGCACGCAGGGCCCAGGUUGGAAGGUAACGAGGAUGCAAUUUCGCGGCGGAUGCGGGAUGCUAGUUUACACCCGCGGCCGUUGGUGGUGACGCCGAUCUGGAG
[Torrubiella] hemipterigena is the source of this 4946-nucleotide messenger RNA. Lineage: Eukaryota; Fungi; Ascomycota; Sordariomycetes; Hypocreales; Clavicipitaceae. The record is from the annotation of a GenBank genome assembly.